CUUUUCGUCCUCCUACAGGUGCCGGACGGCUGCUCUAGCAGCGCCGUCCAGCUGACUGGUACCACCUGCGAGGUCAGAUGAGAAGCUGGGCAGGAUCCACUACUGCCCACGACCCGAUGAGCUGGCGGAUGGAAUCAUGUACCUUCAGAAUAGCUCCGCUCUUGGACUUUAGGAUCUGCCAGAUUGAAGAUUAUCACGGACUAUCAUCGCACAACCGUAACGCAGAGCGCACCAGGCCCAAUCCAGCAACUACAAUGUCUACAACCAUGGCGUCGAGCUCCACCGCUUCUUCCACAGCCGUGGCUAGCGAUAGCUCCCGAGCGCAAGAAGAAGCUCGUGCAGCAGUCGUCGCAUCGCUUGAAUCUGCUGGCUCAAACUACGACAGCCAAUUUCAGCGUCGAGCAGCCGAUAUCCACGCCAACGCCACUGCUAUUGCCAAGCAAGAAGCAGAAUUAAAGAAGCAGACUGCUGCGCUUGCCAAAGAAAGCGCCAAGUGGCAAAAAGACCUCGACAAGACCACCAAAGGCCUCAACGAAUUCGGCGAUUUGCAGAAUUGGGCUGAGAUGAUGGAACGCGACUUUUUGGUUUUGGAGGAAACUCUACGACUCGUUGAAGGCGAAGCAGAGCAAGAAUCUGCCAGUGGCGGAAGCACCUGGAGACUGUAGAGGAGCAGCUGAGGUUACGCGUUCUUGAGGCUCGGAGAUAGUCGUUCGAGACUGGGUUCCAGGGACAUGCUUGCUAAUGAGUGAGGCUGAAAAGAGAGACUUUAUCCAGUGCACAGGACGGCAAUGGAGCUUGGCAUAUUGGUUUUGA
Cercospora beticola is the source of this 813-nucleotide messenger RNA. RefSeq lists its product as uncharacterized. NCBI's taxonomy places the organism in Eukaryota, Fungi, Ascomycota, Dothideomycetes, Mycosphaerellales, Mycosphaerellaceae. Gene Ontology annotation, cellular component: BLOC-1 complex. Gene Ontology annotation, biological process: endosomal transport. The record is from RefSeq and is a predicted model, not a curated record.